GUGCAGCUCUCUCCAUCGAAAACCAUGUAUAACAGUUAAGGAUUGUUUGAACUGCUGAUACGAGUAGAACUGGUGGGGAGAUUGGUUUGUCUUCGUUUAUUGACUAUAGCCUAUCUAAACCUGUUACAGGGGACUGUUCAUCAACAAGGGCUUGGGAAUGGAACGGUGGCGAUGCUAGGCUUACCAUGGGCAGCGUCACUCUGCGCUACUUCUGCUAUGGGUGUCUCUUCACGUCGGUGACCUGGACCCUCCUGCUCUUCCUGUACUUCACGCUCAGCCAGGAGAGUCCGCCCUUCAAAUAUGUGCCCGUCCCGGGGGGCCAGCCCUUCAGCCAUCAGCACCGUUUCCAGCCGCGCUUCACCAGGGGCCCGGGGCCCCCGCCCCCGCCCCAGGACCCGCCCAGGGAGCUGCCCCGCAAAGGGCCCGUACCGGGCAGGAAGGCCGCCGACCUCUCCCCAGAGAUGGGAAUGAUCUUUAACGAGCAGGACCAGGAGAUUCGAGACAUGGGUUACCACAAGCAUGCUUUCAACGUGCUCAUAAGCAACCGUCUGGGAUACCAUAGAGACCUGCCUGACACUAGAAAUGAAAAGUGUAAGGACAAGGCGUACCCCAUGGCUCUACCCUCGGCCAGUGUGGUGAUCUGCUUCUUCAAUGAGGCCUUCUCCGCCCUGCUGAGGACGGUGCACAGCGUCCUCGACCGCACGCCCGCCUUCCUGCUGCACGAGAUUAUCCUGGUGGACGACAACAGCGAGCUGGCCGACCUGAAGGAAGAUCUGGAUGCCUACAUCCGGCAGAACCUCCCCGGGAAGGUCAGACUGGUCCGGAACGGGAAACGUGAGGGCCUGAUCCGGGGGAGGGUGAUUGGAGCUUCCCACGCCACAGGGGAGGUGCUGGUCUUUUUGGACAGCCACUGCGAGGUGAACGAGGUGUGGCUUCAGCCGCUGCUAACGCCAAUCAAGGAGGACCGACACACAGUGGUGUGCCCCGUCAUCGACAUCAUCAGCGCCGACACGCUCGUCUACAGCCCCUCCCCCAUCGUCAGGGGAGGUUUCAACUGGGGCUUGCACUUCAAGUGGGACCCUGUGCCCUUGUCUGAGCUGAACAGCCCGGACGGAGCCAUCGCGCCAAUCAGGUCUCCAACAAUGGCUGGGGGACUGUUCGCCAUGGACAGGAAGUACUUCAACGACCUGGGGCAGUACGACAACGGGAUGGACAUCUGGGGAGGGGAGAACCUGGAGAUCUCCUUCAGGAUCUGGAUGUGUGGCGGCCAGCUCCUGAUCAUCCCGUGCUCGCGGGUCGGACACAUUUUCCGGAAAAGACGACCCUAUGGUUCACCGGGAGGACAGGACACCAUGGCCCAUAACUCCCUGCGCCUGGCCCAUGUGUGGAUGGACGAGUACAAGGAGCAGUACUUCGCCCUCCGGCCGGAGCUCAGGACGCGGAGCUACGGCGACAUUAGCGAGCGGCUAGCCGUGCGCAAGCAGCUGCAGUGCCACUCCUUCCGCUGGUACCUGGACAACAUCUACCCCGAGAUGCAGGUGUCCGCCCCGCACAACAAGCCCCAGCAGCCGGUCUUCGUCAACAAGGGUCUGAGGAGGCCCAAAGUACUGCAGCGGGGAAGGCUCCGCAACCUGCAGGUGAACAAGUGUCUGGUGGCCCAGGGGCGCCCCAGUCAGAAGGGCGGGGUCGUGGUGGUGAAGGGCUGCGACCUGAACGACCCCGAGCAGGAGUGGGCAUACGACGAGGAGCACGAGCUGAUCCUGGCUGGGCUGCUGUGUUUGGACAUGUCCGAGAUCCGCUCCACCGACCCGCCCCGCCUUAUGAAGUGCCAUGGAUCAGGGGGGUCGCAGCAGUGGACCCUGGGGAAAAGUAACCGCCUAUAUCAAGUCUCCGUUGGGCAGUGUUUGGCAGUUAUGGACCCGCUCAGCCCCAAAGGCUACGUCGCCAUGGCGAUAUGCGACGGAUCGCAGUCUCAACAAUGGCAGCUGGAGGACUGAUCCUGCCAAGAGGAUGGAGGGGGUUGGGUGGGGUGGUGGGGGCUGUAUCAUUAAUAAACCCUCAUCCCUGGCUUUGGCCCCUGCCCCCACCGCCUGCCCCUGCUCCCCUGCCAGCGUUACUGCACUGUUCCCACAAAGGCAGAGGAAAGCGGGCUUUCUUUCUGGUCAGGGAGACGCAGCUUUCAACAACGGACAAAACUAGUCAACCAGUCAACUACUCUACCGGCCGGUACACGGCCCAGUUAACAGGUAGGAUCUAGCUGCAGGCUUAGCCAUAGCUGAAACUGUUAUCGUGUGCUAUUGGUCAGUUUGAUUUCAUUUCUUUUUUCCCGGAAAUGUAUUUUCCUUUUAUGGUUUUUAGAAACUAUUCUCGAAUCUUGUACUGCGGUUAUGAAUCGUUUUAUUGCAAAGUGUUAUUUAUAAUCGUUGUUUUAACCCUUUCUUGAUUUUUUUCAAAUUUAUUUGCACAGUAAGGGUAUCUUUUCACUAUUUUGGCAUAGAGUUCCAAAAUAAGUUUACGGAAGAGUACCACAGAAGAAGACCGUAGAAGACCCUAUUUUUAAGACAAUACAAAAUCUAAAUAGUAUUAUUCUAAUUGUUAUAAUCUACAUAAGCGAUGACAAAGAAGUGUUUUGUGAAAAGGCAAAGCAUUUUUGAAAUCUGCACAAGAAUGCUCCAUUAUGCAGUUGUCCUAAGAAGAGAAAAAUAUUGAUCACUGGAAUAUACUUGCUUUUCAAAAUCCAUGGCUUUUCACUGCAGUUAGAACAUGGAGUGGUUAGGCCUCUCACUGCAGUUAGAACAUGGAGUGGUUAGGCCUUUCACUGCAUUUAGAACAUGGAGUGGUUAGGCUUUCCAUUGCAUUUAGAAUAUGGUGUGGUUAGGCUUUUCACUGCAGUUAGAACAUGGAGUGGUUAGGCCUUUCACUGCAGUUAGAACAUGGAGUGGUUAGGCCUUUCACUGCAGUUAGAACAUGGAGUGGCUAGGCCUUUCACUGCAGUUAGAACAUGGAGUGGUUUGAUUGUUCUUCAGUGCGGUUUGUUGAUUGACAGUUUCUUUGAGGUGAGGUUGUGUGGAAACUCGUGGGGAGCUGUAGGGUGCAGCUGCAGCCCUGACUGAGGGACUGAACGCAGUGGAGUACCAGCAGUGUGCAGUGAAGCUGCCUCGGGCCAGGCCCAUCGACGGUGCAGAAACGGCGAAAAUGUUUGUGCAACCUUCGGGCACAAGUGUCUGCUUAAUGUGAAUGUAAACAGGUUUUAAAAUUUUGAAUAUGCAGUGUUUUCUUUUGUAAAUUAUGCAACCAAAUAAAGAGGUUUUAAUUCCAAA
Conger conger (European conger) is the source of this 3320-nucleotide messenger RNA. RefSeq names its product UDP-N-acetyl-alpha-D-galactosamine:polypeptide N-acetylgalactosaminyltransferase 11 (GalNAc-T11) (gene galnt11). Gene Ontology annotation, biological process: regulation of Notch signaling pathway. The record is from RefSeq and is a predicted model, not a curated record. Gene Ontology annotation, molecular function: Notch binding. The transcript is spliced from 12 exons. The coding region runs from base 186 to 1997 and encodes 603 amino acids. NCBI's taxonomy places the organism in Eukaryota, Metazoa, Chordata, Actinopteri, Anguilliformes, Congridae. Gene Ontology annotation, cellular component: Golgi apparatus.